Molecule: messenger RNA, 516 nt
Organism: Glarea lozoyensis ATCC 20868
Lineage: Eukaryota; Fungi; Ascomycota; Leotiomycetes; Helotiales; Helotiaceae
Product: Cytochrome P450
Exons: 1
Coding region: 1-516 (171 amino acids)
Molecular function (GO): oxidoreductase activity, acting on paired donors, with incorporation or reduction of molecular oxygen; heme binding; monooxygenase activity
Source: RefSeq, a predicted model, not a curated record
AUGUAUUUAUUUUAUUUACUUUCUUUACUCUCUGGUUUUGGUCUUUACAAGAUCGUGAGCUUCCUCCGUAAAGUACAGCAAUACCGCGAAGAAGCUUCAAAGCGAGCAUGUUUUCCACCACCAACUCUUCGUAGUACCAAUUUUCUCGGCACUUCCGUUCUUAAAGAGUCAUUAAAAGCGACAAAAGAAGAUCGAGGCCCGCAAUUCAUCGUCGAGGCCAUGGAUAGAGUCGGCAAGAAUGUACAUACUCUUCGAGUUCCGGUCCUCUAUUACGAGAUGCUAGUGACUCGCGAUCUAGAAAAUAUCAAAGCUAUCUUUAGCACUUCUAGCGCCGAUUGGGACAUCAGUACCACACGUGCAAAUGCAUUUAUGCCUCUUCUUGGUGAAGGGAUCUUCACGUCCCGAGGAUUGAAAUGGAAGCAUUCACGAGCGAUUGUCCGACCGCAGUUCAACAAGGGAGAGGUUCUAACCUGGAGCUUAUCGACAAUCACGUUCAGGCACUCAUUCGAAUAUUAA